This is a messenger RNA of Trachymyrmex cornetzi, 894 nucleotides long. RefSeq lists its product as uncharacterized. The transcript is spliced from 5 exons. Bases 1 to 894 code for a protein of 297 amino acids. The record is from RefSeq and is a predicted model, not a curated record. NCBI's taxonomy places the organism in Eukaryota, Metazoa, Arthropoda, Insecta, Hymenoptera, Formicidae.
AUGUUUGUGCAAAACAAGACGACUCCGUUAUUAAAGGCAUGUUACUACGAAAGGAGCAUAUGUUCGAUUCACUUCGAAUCUUCAUGCUUUGAGAAAUCCCUACAACAACAACUAUUGGGGUAUUCUCCAGUAAAAGUACGCAAAUUGCGAUCUGAUGCAAUUCCCACGUUAUAUUUAUGUAACGAGUCACCGAUUGUGACAAAUAUACCAUCACUCAUCGCCGUUAAAGAGUUAGAUACAUUGUACAUCGACAAUGUACCAGAAGUGGAUAGUAUUGUUAAUGCAACACCAAUAACGUCAACUGCUACAACGGACCUAUGUAGCCGCGCUGAUGAUGUCAAUUCCAUACAAAAUCUGCAAUGGGAAUUAGCAGAAAUGAAAAAGAAGUUACAGAAGUACGAUGAGAAAGAGAAAUUGGACAGUGGCAAUCAUCAACAGCAAAUAACCGCGUUGAAGGAAAAGCUAGCAGAGUACAAGCAACAACAGAAUCGGGAGCAUGAAAUGUUCAAAGCAAAGAUGUACGACAUACUAAGCAAAGUUUUCACGCCAGGGCAAAUUCGAUCAUUGCUGAAUCCAUCCAGAAAACGCGUGACAUGGUCUUCCGAGGACAUAGCCAGUGCUUUGUCGUUGAGAAGCGUUAGUCCGAGAGCAUAUCGAUAUUUGCGGAACAUUAUGAAAACGCCUCUCCCUGCGCUUUCAACUCUUAGAAGGUGGGCAAGUAAUAUUAAUAUAGAGCCUAGUAUUAUGAAUGCAGUGCUUGAUUGCAUGAAGGUUAAAGGGAAAAGCAUUCCGGAUUUCGAAAAACUGAAAUGUUGCGACAAUAUGGGCGAAGUGCACAUAGUACAGGAUUCAAACUGCACCAACGUACACAUGGAGUCAAUUGGGUACAUCUAA